Sardina pilchardus (European sardine) is the source of this 1225-nucleotide messenger RNA. RefSeq lists its product as uncharacterized. NCBI's taxonomy places the organism in Eukaryota, Metazoa, Chordata, Actinopteri, Clupeiformes, Clupeidae. The transcript is spliced from 5 exons. Bases 105 to 1121 code for a protein of 338 amino acids. The record is from RefSeq and is a predicted model, not a curated record.
GCUUUGUUACCUGUGAGUUAAAGUUGCAGUGUUGCUGCAGUGUUGUAGAGGAGUGAGCAGUAGCAUCUGGAGUCGUGGUUUGAGUGAAGACCUUGCAGUUGGCCAUGAAUCUUGCUUUGAUGUUUAGGCUAUCUUGGAUUUGCCUUUUCUUUUUGACGGAUGUUGGCCUAUGCAGUCCUCAAGUUCAUGAAAACCUACAUUCCCAUCAGGAGAAACUCAUUCCUGUGUGGACUUUCAGUCCAGCUCAGGAGGAUAAGAAAUCCAAGACAGUUGAGGCUCCAGCCCAAGAGCGUCCAGCAUGGGCCCAAACGCCCCCCGCCUGGAUCAUGCCGCCAGCUGCAGUGAACCAGGAACCCAAGGUGCCUGAAGCUCCAGCCCAAACGCCCCCAGCAUGGGCCCAGUUGCGCCCAGCAUGGAUCAUGCCUCCAGCUCCAGUGAACCAGGAACCCAAGGUGCCUGCAGCUCCAGCCCAAGAGGCCCCAGCAUGGAUCAUGCCUCCAGCUCCAGUGAACCAGGAACCCAAGGUGCCUGAAGCUCCAGCCCAAACGCCCCCAGCAUGGGCCCAGUUGCGCCCAGCAUGGAUCAUGCCUCCAGCUCCAGUGAACCAGGAACCCAAGGUGCCUGCAGCUCCAGCCCAAGAGGCCCCAGCAUGGAUCAUGCCUCCAGCUCCAGUGAACCAGGAACCCAAGGUGCCUGCAGCUCCAGCCCAAGAGCCCCCAACAUGGGCCCAGGAACUCCCACAACAGAAUACGCCCCUAGUGAGCCAAGCACCAGCCCAAACGCCACCGUCUCCGAUGACUCCAUUAGGUCCUGUUGGGGGUAGUUUUGGAAGCUCCUUCAUGGAGGGUGUUGGUGGAGAGGCUACCUCUAAUGGUGGUGCUACUGAGGGUCCAUCAGGGCGAGAGCGCUUCCUUGUCAUCACAGAGCCCUUGGGUUUUCAAACCCGCUACGUGGUGAAGUCCUUCAAUCGUUAUGUGCGAGGAAAAAAGAUCUAUUCCCAAACCACCUACAUCCCUCUAGAUUAUCAGCCUGCUCCUGAGCCUGCUCCUGUCCCCACUCUUCCUGCGCAAGAAGCCCAGGUGGACCAAACUGUGAAUGCCGCCACUGCAAGAAAAGGAUAGGCUUGCCCAGUUGACCUUCUGUGACUUUGGACUUCAAUCCAAAUGUGUAUCUGGGCCCUUGUUGCAUCGUGGCUUAAAAAAAUAAAAUUCUUAAACGUACAAAA